AUGCCGAAGUAUGCAAAGUUCAUGAAAGAUAUUAUUACAAAUAAGAAAAGGUACACCGAGCCUGAAACUGUCAUCCUUGAUGCGAAGUGUAGUGCAAUUAUUCAAAGUACUUUACCAAGAAAAGAGAGCGAUCCAGGAAGAGUCACUUUGUCGGUUACCAUUAGUGAUAUUCAUGUUGGAAGAGAUUUAGUUCAUUUGGGGUCUAGUAUCAAUCUUAUUCCAUUUCCCAUGAUGAAGAGGUUAGGCAUUUUUGACUUAAAAGCAACGAGAAUGACGUUACAAUUUGCUGAUAAGUCCACAACUCGUCCUUAUGGAGUUGCGGAAGGUUUACUUGUGAAAGUUGAUAAGUUCUUAUUUCCCGUUGAUUUUGUUGUGAUCGACAUGGAGGAAGAUAUUGAUACACCCUUGAUUCUUGGAAGGCCUUUCAUGAAAACGGCAAGGAUGAUGAUCAAUAUUGAUGAUGGCUUAAUAAAAAUUGAUGCUACGGAGGAAGCUAUAAUGAAGGUUGAAAGUCAAGUUUAUUUGUUUACCCCUCUCGAGAAAACAUUAACUAAAGCUCUUGAAGUCCUUAAUGAAGACGAGGAAAAAGAGAUUGAAAUUUUUUUGUGA
Vicia villosa (hairy vetch) is the source of this 609-nucleotide messenger RNA. RefSeq lists its product as uncharacterized. The transcript is spliced from 2 exons. The record is from RefSeq and is a predicted model, not a curated record. Bases 1 to 609 code for a protein of 202 amino acids. NCBI's taxonomy places the organism in Eukaryota, Viridiplantae, Streptophyta, Magnoliopsida, Fabales, Fabaceae.